AUGCUUCCCAUGAAAUCUCUUCUCAAUCCGCUGUCGGUCGCACCUCACCCAGGUUGCCCUCAGCCCCCGGUCAUGCCACCAACGCCCUCGUCAACCUAUACGGACGAGCUUCCAUCGCCAGUCUCUCCCGAUCAUGGCCUUCCUUCCAUGCCAUCACCUCCACGAUCAUCGACCAGAGCUACAUCGAUGCUAAAAAUGGAUCACAGGGGCAGGGGAUUCUCGGUCAACUACGCUCCCUUUGAAGAUCUCGAUGAGCACUCGCUACGUGAGGUUCGCAGGUUUCAGGUCCGUCCGUUUGGUAGCAUCCGUGAAACCAGUCGACACAUACCCUACAAUAGUGGCAAGAAAGACUUCUUUGCCAAGACUGGUAGAGAGAGCUUUGAGGUCGAGAGUUUACAAUUGCUGAUCAUUGAGCCCCCUGGGCGCAUGAACCUAUUCUCAGUGUUCCAGUACACAUAUACCAUUCCGGACACGAGCGAGGAAUAUACCGUUAUGUGGGACUAUGGGUGCGGCCUUGUUAGAAUGACACACUUUUUCAAAUGUCGCGGAUACACCAAGACCGUGCCGGGCAAAGUGCUCAACCAGAACCAUGGGUUGAAGGAUAUAACAUACAGUAUCACAGGGGGCUCCAUCAGUGCUCAAGGAUACUGGAUGCCAUUCGCUUGCGCUAGAGCCGUCUGUGCUACCUUCUGUCACCCGAUUGCCGGCGCCUUGAUUCCCAUCUUUGGUCCCCAUUUCCCAGCCGAAUGCAUUCCACCAGAAUCUCCCAACUUUGGUCGCAUGGUUAUAGAUCGCGAGAUUGUAGCCCACGCCGCCCGGGAGGCAGAGAUGAUGUACGGACGGUCGCUGCAAGCCCAACAACAGGGUCAGCCCCGUCGCCAUGCUCCAGGGCCGCCCGUGCGCUACUCGACGUCUCCCACAUCCUCGACUCUUCACGAACGGCGCGUGCACCUUGCGCGUGGCGCUGCACGGCGUCUGCGGCAUGGCAUAAUGUACAGUAGCCCACCCACCGAGACCGAGAGCUAUCCCAACUCCCCAGAGCAGACCUCCUCGGCGGACUACCGGCCGAGGCGCUUCCCCUCACCUCCGCGCCUUCCUCCUGUUGUGUUCGCAGCGACCCCGCCACUUUCCGGACACUCUGGCUGGAGGGCCGAGUACAUCGCGGCCAACCCUCGACCGGAGCGGACUCGAUGCCAACCUCGUAUGGACGAGCACAGCAGCCAUCAUCAUCAUCAACAUCAUCAUCAUCAUCGCUACACUGGCAGUCAUGGCAGCGGUCAUCGGCGAGAUAUAGCCAGCCCACUGGCCAGCUCACUGUCGCGAAUUCUGCCUCCUCCACUGCUGACUCCCCACUACCAGCACGAGAUGUAUCGUGACCACCACUACCACACUGCUCCACCAACUCCGAGCCCGCCGGAUGAGCGGCUGCUGAACCGUCUGCCGCCCAUAGUCGGUCCUUGCGUCCCAGUUCGCCAUGCUGCUCCGGCAAGUGCCUUGUCGGAUACCGGAAGAGACUAUCGCAGUGGUUACAGUGACGCCGAGAGCGACCUGGGCAGCGGGCCCUCGACUCGGACCGGUGGGGGUAACAGCCUCGGUCCCCGGGCCACAAUCAUCAAGGCUGCAGGUUCCGAUGGUUGUUCCGGGGACGAUGGCAAAGCACAGCAGGAGCACCAGCGCCAGCGGCAUCUACACCGUCUUCCCCAGCACCAAUCUCAAACUGCUGCCGCGCCUGUACGAGAGGACGCGAGUGCUCUCAGGAACGAUGCAAUCCAGGCGCUCAUAACCUUGGCUUCUCGUGAAGAUAAGGCGGAUGGGGGCAGGAAGCAGAGGGAGGAACUAUCCCAACCGGCUAUUGCUGCAGAUGUACCACACAGGGCGCCCACGGGGCUCCAGACCUGGAGUAGGAAGAGGGCGCUGUCAACAUGA
Molecule: messenger RNA, 1926 nt
Organism: Pyricularia pennisetigena
Lineage: Eukaryota; Fungi; Ascomycota; Sordariomycetes; Magnaporthales; Pyriculariaceae
Exons: 4
Coding region: 1-1926 (641 amino acids)
Cellular component (GO): MBF transcription complex; SBF transcription complex
Molecular function (GO): DNA binding; transcription regulator activity
Source: RefSeq, a predicted model, not a curated record